ACUUUCUUAUUAGCCGGAAGAGGAGCUAACUUCCUGUUACAAGAAGAGAAUGACUACUUCGAAAGAUUACGAUUUUCUAUUUAAAUUACUAAUUAUUGGGGACUCUGGAGUGGGACAAGAAAGAUUUAGGACGAUAACGACAACGUAUUAUCGAGGGACUCAUGGCGUUAUAGUUGUUUACGAUGUUAAUUCUACACAAUCUUUCUCCAAUGUUAAAAAAUGGCUUGAAGAAAUUAGGAAAAACUGCGAAGCUGUUCCGGUUCUUUUAGUUGGUAACAAGGAUGAUGAACCAGGAUCUAAAAGUGUUCCAACAAGAGACGGUAGAGAUUUCGCGUCCGUUAUGGAAGUUGAUUUUAUAGAAACUUCGGCAAAGGAGAAUAAAAAUAUUGAUGAAUGUUUCCUAUCCAUUGCGAGAUUAGUACUAGAAAAUAAGCUUAAUCAAGCGAACGACGAACAAAAUAAAGAAAAAAUAAAUUUAAGUAAUAACGGUGAAAACCGUAAAAAGAAGAGAGAUUGCUGUUAA
This is a messenger RNA of Dimorphilus gyrociliatus, 523 nucleotides long. Lineage: Eukaryota; Metazoa; Annelida; Polychaeta; Dinophilidae. The record is from the annotation of a GenBank genome assembly.